GUUCUGAAAAUCCUCUGCUCGCUCCCUUUUUCCCAAAGAAACGAACAAACAAGAGUCCUCGUUCUGUGCCCCCGUCGGCACGCCUCCCAAAGCGACAGCGAGGCGCGCGGCGCGAGGACUCCUCCAACGAGUCAGAAAGCGCGCAGGAAGGCGGCGGCGGCUGGCGAGAGAAGCAAGGAGGAGGAGGAGGAGGAGGCGGAGCAGAGGAGAAGGGCAUGGCCCGGCGGCCGGCCUCGUGGGAGCAGGGCGGCGACGAGUACGACUACCUCUUCAAGGUGGUGCUCAUCGGCGACUCCGGCGUGGGGAAGUCCAACCUGCUCUCCCGCUUCACCAAGAACAGCUUCGCUCUCGACUCCAAGUCCACCAUCGGCGUUGAGUUCGCCACCCGCACCCUCCAGGUGGAGAAUAAGACUAUAAAAGCUCAAAUAUGGGACACUGCUGGGCAGGAGAGAUAUCGAGCAAUUACAAGUGCUUACUAUCGUGGAGCUGUAGGGGCAUUGCUAGUCUAUGAUGUCACUAAAGUAAUGACAUUUGAGAAUGUGAAGCGGUGGCUGAAGGAGCUCCGGGACCAUGCUGACUCGAACAUCGUUGUCAUGCUCAUUGGCAACAAGAUCGACCUUAGGCACCUCCGUUCUGUUGCAGUUGAGGAUGCUGCAAGCUUUGCAGAGAGCGAAGGGUUGUUUUUCAUAGAGACCUCUGCGCUUGAUGCAACAAAUGUGGAGAAGGCUUUUCAAACUGUGCUAGCUGAGAUCUACAGAGUAAUCAGCAAGAAGCCUCUUUCAUCUGAGCAGUCUGUAUCAGGGUCUGGUAAUAUCAAAGAGGGACAAUCCAUUCAAGUGUCAGCCACAAAUUCUAGCACCCUUACGUCAAGGUGCUGCUCUUCUUAGAUGGUGGUCAUCAGGAUCUUCUAAAUAACAAUUAAGGUCCUGUUUUGAUUCUUAAACUUGUUGAAAUAUAUUACUCUUUGCACGAACAGUAACUGUAGAUUUUAAGAACGGCAGACUUGUGACACUAACUACUUGACCUAUAUAGUCAUGUUACAUGAAAAGCUGCUGUAGGAGGGAAGGUGUAUCGCUCUGUGGCUGUCUUGCUGAGCAGAAAACUCUGCAUCACCGCAGCAAAGCGCCCUGCUCUUACCUAGUAGCAGGGUAGUAUUUAUAUAAUUUGCAGUUGUAACUUUUAUUGCGUUAAAUAAAAAUCAACUUCACUGCAUAUACACCUGUCCAUCAUUUGUCUUCUUCUGAUAUUCAAUCUGUAUAUGGAUGGAUUAUCCUAGUUUUGAAGGGGCUAAUGUAAAUUUUUGAUAGGUUUUUAUCAAAAUCCGAGUUUCAUAUUGGUUUGCUAAGGCUUCAUGGAGGUCUUCAUGGACCCGAUUGGAAGUUGGAACGGCCUUUGCUGUCCAAACCUUUUGUAAGUUGAAAAGGAAGAAAAAUGAGAGCUGUAAGCGCCCAUGCUUUCAAAUCUGAAGAACCAUUUGCAUACUUCUACGUGACAAAUCUGGUGGGAAAGCUUCUACGUGGCAUGCUUGAUGUGGCAACUUGAUUCCUGAUGGCUCCCGAGCCUACAUUCUAUUGCUUUCGCCUAGCGUGAAAUGUAAAAUGCUAGAACAAUUUAUAGUAUCUCUCGAUUGGACAUCUAGUUUUGUAUUUGCGGUUUUGCCUAUUAAUUUGAACCUAUCCACCAUGCACGCGUAUGGGAAUUCUCAGACAAAUAGGAAUUGAUAUGUGGAUAUAUAUAAUGUCAUUGACCA
This is a messenger RNA of Panicum hallii, 1750 nucleotides long. RefSeq names its product ras-related protein RABA2a-like. The record is from RefSeq and is a predicted model, not a curated record. NCBI's taxonomy places the organism in Eukaryota, Viridiplantae, Streptophyta, Magnoliopsida, Poales, Poaceae. Gene Ontology annotation, molecular function: GTPase activity; GTP binding. Gene Ontology annotation, cellular component: endosome. The transcript has 2 exons. Bases 216 to 887 code for a protein of 223 amino acids.